Molecule: messenger RNA, 627 nt
Organism: Helobdella robusta
Lineage: Eukaryota; Metazoa; Annelida; Clitellata; Rhynchobdellida; Glossiphoniidae
Exons: 2
Coding region: 1-627 (208 amino acids)
Source: RefSeq, a predicted model, not a curated record
AUGUGUCCACGUCGUGGAGAUGGGCAACAGCAUAGUGGUAGGGGUAGACGACGGGUGAGCCGGCGGGCCAAAGGAAAAGCCAAGGCUGUGUUUAAUCACAAGUCCAGAUUACUUAGUACGUCAAAGCUAAAUAUGAUAAAACUGAUAGCUCCAGGUACGCAGAAUCUGCCUCUUCUCCUGUGUGGGCCAAAGUUAGAGUGUUCAAAAGGAAAAGCCAAGACCAAAGGAAAAGCCAAGGCUGUGUUUAAUCAUAAGUCCAGAUUACUUGUACGCCAAAGCAAAACCCCUAGUCCCCAGCAGACCUUAAAUGGUCAAGGGAUGCUAAGAAUCUCUGGGUUCAUGUCGAAUGCAGCAAUGAAGGGCUGUUGCAAAUGGCUAAGAACUGGGCUUUCCACGGUUAAACGACUUGGAAUGCUAAACGCUGGAUCCAUGGCCGGAGUAUGGAAGCUGCUGAGACAUUUGAAAGACGAAAAUAUGUUGUUUUUAAGAAACAAGAUGGAAGUCAAACGGUGUUCGACAACUCUGAAGCAGGAAAAGACAAGUUACUUUGGACUGGCCACAAAAAGGCACAAGUUUGUGAGGAUCGGCGAACACAUGUGCUAUAACUUUCCAAUUAUUGGUUUAUAA